Closterium sp. NIES-67 is the source of this 2703-nucleotide messenger RNA. The record is from the annotation of a GenBank genome assembly. Lineage: Eukaryota; Viridiplantae; Streptophyta; Zygnematophyceae; Desmidiales; Closteriaceae.
CAGGCGCCGUUUGCCACCCUUUUGUGCAUGCAUGGGGGUUUUCAUCAUCCUACUCUGAACCUGAGCCCCGGUUGGCACGCAUGCUCCACUUUUGAACGAAUCACACGAUUCUUGGGCAAUCUGGCAGUCGUGCUUUUGGGAUCCCCUUUUGUGACGGUACUUCGCUAUGAUUGUGCGGUGACCGUGGAAGAUUACUAAGUAGGGUCAAGCUCUUGGUAGUAGGCUCUAGUAGAGCGCCGACAUCCCCACUGCUACCGCAACGCGCAGCGCAAAUGCCGCUGGCCGCUCCCCCUCGGUCGUGCGCGCUGCUGCCCCCUCUGCUCGCGCUGGGCGUUCUCUCCUCGCUCUCCCUCUUCGCCCUCCACUGCACCCGCCGUCUCUCCUCCGCGCCCCUCGUCCAGCGCGCCGCCGCGCUCUGCCUGCUCUACACCCUCGCGCUCGCGCUCCUCGCGCUCCCCGCGCCCUUUGCGCCCGCCUUCAGCCCCUGCGCUGCCCCUACCGCGCGAAGCACGGCGGAGACGUCGGCGGGGCUGGCGGGAUGCGCCGCGCGCGGAGAGGAGGGGGAUGAUGGGAUCGGGAGCAGGAUGGUGAGGGGAAGGGAGUUGUCGGAGAAAUGGGAAGAGGCGGAGGGCGGAUGCGAGGGGAUGGGGAGGAAGGGAGGGGCGUGGACGGGGGAGGCAGACGAGGGGAGUGCUGUGGAGAGAGCGAUGGAGGAAGGGGAAGAGUGGAUGGAGGGGGGGUUGGAUUGGGGGAAGAGCGCGAGUUGGGGGCAGUCAGAUACUGGCAGCGCGAGCAGUGAUAGAUGGGGCAGUGACAGCAUAGGUGGUGCCGGCAGCAGUACAGGUGGCGGCAGCGACAGCAGUGCUGGAAAUGCCAACACUUCUAUUACUAAUGAUAGCAGCAGUGACAGCAGUACUGCCAGUGGCAGUGACACCAGCAGUGACAGCAGAAGUACGGGCAGCGACAGCAGUACAGCCAGCGACAGCAGUACAGCCAGUGACAGCAGUACUGGCAGUGGCAAUACUACUAGUAGUGACAGCAGCACAGGAAGUGGCAGCAGUAUUGGCAGUGACCGCACUGGCAGUGGCAACAGCACGAACAGUGACAGCAGUACUGCCAGUGACAGCAGCAGUGACAACAGUACCGCCGGCGGCAGCGAUAGCAGUACUGCUGCUAGUAGUACUAGCAGUGACAGUACGGGCAGUGGAAACAGUACUGGCAGUGGCAGCAGCACGGACAGUGGAAACAGUGCGAGCAGUGGAAACAGUGCGGGCAGUGGAAACAGUACUGCCGGCAGCGAUGGUGGAAUAGCUGUUGGCGCAGAGCCGAAGGGCACCACGCCACUCCGGCCAGCGCCGCCCGCACACCCUCCUCCACCAGCCCUCUCGCCGUCGUCUCUCCCAGAAGCAACCCCCCCUCCUUUCCAACCUCCCCUUUCCUCCGCUUCACUGGCUCCCUCCCUUGCCCCCUCCCCCUCCUCGCUCCCCCUUCCAGUCUCUCCCGCCCUCUCCAAUUCCUCAUCAACCCCUCUCUCCCCCUCGCCUCCGGCCCCCCUUCCCCCCUCCGCCCCACCUGCGGCGCGAUUCUUCCUGUACCGGCUGCUGGGCAACGACAUGGCGCCGCUGCAGUGCGGGGAGCAGCUGCUGCUCAACACGCUCUACUCGCUGCAGCACGAGCCCCCCCACCUGCCGGGCUGCCGCCGCCUCUGGGUGCUCAACCAGCUCGUCAACGCCACCGCGCAGGCCGCCACCAUCCAGGCGCUCAAGGACCAUGGGGUCAACGACCAGGACAUUCUCAUUCGCCCGCUCAACCUUUCCUACAUCGCCACGCUCGACCCCUCUCGCUGGACCACCACUGUCACCGCGCUGAACGAGGCGCGCAAUUUCAUGCUGGACCAUGGCCGCAGGGAGGGUGCGCAGUGGGUGCUGGCGUUCGAUGGCAACCAGUUUGUUACGGAGGAGGCAUGGCGACUCAUAGUGAAGGCGGCUGACCGCCAUGAGAAGAAGGGCCUCAAGGUGUUCAAGGUGCCCAUGUACCGCGUGUACGAGCCGCAGUCUCCAGCGUGGCUCAACGCCUCGUCGCGUUACAGAGACCUGCGCCGCUACGCCCCCCACCUGCACGAGAGCCAGGUGGCGUUCAGCGGGGACUCGCCGCACCGCUACCAGGAAGGCAUGGUGUACGGCAAGGACGACAAGCUCGAGAUGCUGGGGCGCGUGUGCGGGACGGGCGACUUUGGGAAGAAGCAACGGGAGGAGGCCAAGGAAGGGGCAGAGGUGGCAGACACGGGGCAGUGUGGGUGCCACAAAGAGGUGGGGCAGGAAGUUGGUUUCCAGCGUGGCAAGCAUCGCGUGGGUUACAGCUGUGGUUACACGAUACGCCUGUGGUACUUUCCUUGUCCAGAGGUAAAUGUGAAGUUGGUGUUCAUCAAGGCCCAUUACAGGACGAAGUUGCGGGACCAGGGCAGAAAAAAUCUGCACGCUAUGAUUGCACAGGCAGUGAAGACGCACUCAACAAAAAACAACCAUAUUUGACUCCGAAUGUUCGGCACAAGCUUUAUAACUAGGUAUAAAUGUAUAUUAUUCAUACAUACCUGUAUUCUCUCGUAUUUAGGGCGGAUUCCUACGAAGUUGGAUCACCAAAGCUGGUAUCUAAGUAGCAAAGUGACCAGAAUGUGUGAUACACGGUGGUUUUGUGCUAUGGGGU